UCAGUCAGCCAGCGUGCACGCGCACCUACAGAUGAACUUCAGCGAUGCUCCUGACUGGACUCGCUCGGUGCUUCUGAAAGUGCGCAGAUUUGUGAGAAAGUUCUUUUAAGCGGCAUCUUUAGUAUUAAAGCGAACUUUCAAUAGGUUUUACGACGCGCCGUGAUGGUGAUAAUGACGGGAGCUCGUGUUUGCGCGGUGUUUGUGCUUGUAAUGUGUGUGUCCGGAUUGUGUGAGGCGGGAUGCGCGGACAGACCGACACCGAGAUGCUGCCCGGGACGGAAUAACGAGUGCGUGGAGAGGAGCGCGAGGAGAACCGUGUGUUACUGCGACACGUACUGCAGGAGGAGCGGCGACUGCUGCGACGAUUACCAAAACGUGUGCCACAUAUCAGCAGCUAUAGACUGUGAAGUCAGGCAGUGGGGUCCCUGGUCUCCCUGUUCAUCUGUCUGUGGGGCGGGGACUACAGAGCGAAGCCGACAGGUAGCCACGCCCCCACGCAACGGAGGCGCUCCGUGUCCCGAUCUCAAACAGCGCAGAGGGUGUCUCGCACACAAUGAGGCCUGCAGUGCAGCUAAAGAGGUGGCCAAAAUCCUGCCUGACUCAUUCAAGCGGAACUUUAAGGACCCUUGGAGACGGCCGCACAUGCUUAUGAAGGAGGAAAAGAAGAGUUAUUGCGUGCAGAUGCGUGUGAAGCAGGCGAGCGCUGCGUGUAAGGUGAGACCGUGGAGUGCUGGUUUGGUCCGCGAGCGCGCCGUAUGUGUCGAGUGUCAGAGCGACGCCAUGACGACCGAUGACCGCUGCCUUGGAGACGGGCUGCAGGACAUCAGAACCUACUGGACCGCUGCAUCAGCACCAGGUUGCUCUGGGUCGUGGGUUCGAGAGUCAUUCACUGAGGACUGUCGGUGUCCGUCUUACUCCAUGAUUUUUGUCUGAACCAACACACCCUUUAAAGCUCAUUUCGAGGGACAUGUUAUUCCAAAGCCUAUUUUUGAAGCCAAAUUCUCUCCAUCAAAAGUUAAGCAAUGACGCCACAGCAUAUCUGUGUAUCUGUGCCUCCACAAAAACAACACACAACCCUGUUUUUCUGAAGCUCUUCUAUCUACCUCCAGAAUUCACCUGCACCCGUUUCUGAUGCCUUAUAUUAUAGUUUUCUCUGUACUGUUUUUCUACUUCUUCUGAUUCUGAUGUACUGUAUUUAUAUACGUUUGAAUGUAUCUUCCAUUUGUCAGUUUGUGUGUUUGUGUCUGUGCAAUUAUGCACCUUCUGUAAUUUUUGUCUGUUUUGCGUGUUUUUGAAUGCAAAACUUGUUUGUUAAUGCACGUGUCGCUGAAAGAGAAGCUAAUGUAUAUGAAUGUUUCUAUUUUUAGUAUUUCAGUUUCUCGAGAUCCCUUCUUUGCUCUUUUUCAUGAGUUCUGGAAAGUGUCCUGACCUGUAGAAUACUAUGAAGGGCACUUUCACACUGUUAAACCAAAGUCGCUUUGACAUUAGCGUUCAGUUUGUUUGGUUGGUCUGAAAGCUGUAUUUGAAACCGCACUUGAUUCUUCUUGAAAAUGGGAUAGGGUUCUUGUGUUUGCAAUUGGUAUAAAAGCUAAAACGGUGCAAAUUGUGGUCGUGAACUACAUCUGAUGACGUGCAAUUUGCCCGUGACAGUAUAAAUUAAUUUCUCUUUGCUGCUUGUCUCUUCAUAAAAUCCCAUUUAUUUUAUUAAAAUAAAUUUCCAGUUUAUUUAUUAUUACAGCAUCUCUGACUUUAAUAACUAGUGACUCUCGCGCACACUGCGCCAAAUAAACGCUUUCUAGAUUGCAGUUUCAUUGUAUUUUUCACCUGUAAGUAAUAUUUCAACAGCUUGAGAUUUAUUGAUGCUCUUGUAUGAUUUUGUUAUUUGCAAUGUUACUCUUUUUCCAUCACACAUUAAACAGUCAUACGUCUCA
Molecule: messenger RNA, 1931 nt
Organism: Megalobrama amblycephala (Wuchang bream)
Lineage: Eukaryota; Metazoa; Chordata; Actinopteri; Cypriniformes; Xenocyprididae
Product: somatomedin-B and thrombospondin type-1 domain-containing protein
Exons: 5
Coding region: 163-933 (256 amino acids)
Source: RefSeq, a predicted model, not a curated record